AUGACAGCAAUAGCACUUCCCACUUUCUUUUUCAUCAUAUUUUUAUGCCACACUCUCUGUAAUUCUUCUGACUUGGAAUCUCUAAAACACUUUGAGGUUUAUUGUAAGAGGGAUCAUGGACUACUUCCAGUCAAGAGGUAUCUUAACCGAUAUGGUUAUCUCGAUAAUCUUGAUCUCAACAAGGAUAUAUUCGAUGAUGAGUUGGAAUCAACGACCCUUACUUACCAACUCAAUUACCACCUGGACACUGCGGGAAUUCUAGAUUCCGACACCUUGUCCAAAAUGAUGGGUCCACGAUGUGGGGUUCCCGACAUAAUCAAUGGAACAAAUACCAUGAAACACGGCACCAAACCCUUUAAUAAUUCACUGUACUCUUUCUUCUUCCCAGAUCGUUUUGUCAAAUGGAAUAUAACCAUCUUUAUGUAUAAAUUUAUGAAUGUUUUUCCUCCAGAAGGUAUCGAUUAUGUUGGACAGGCACUUGAUAUAUAG
This is a messenger RNA of Fraxinus pennsylvanica, 489 nucleotides long. The record is from the annotation of a GenBank genome assembly. Lineage: Eukaryota; Viridiplantae; Streptophyta; Magnoliopsida; Lamiales; Oleaceae.